This is a messenger RNA of Oryza sativa Japonica Group (Japanese rice), 2642 nucleotides long. RefSeq lists its product as uncharacterized. NCBI's taxonomy places the organism in Eukaryota, Viridiplantae, Streptophyta, Magnoliopsida, Poales, Poaceae. The record is from RefSeq and is a predicted model, not a curated record.
CCUCUCUAGUUUACUUCUCCCCACCACCACCCCCUCUCUCUCUCUCUAAUUUACCUCCCGUUUCCCAACGCCUCCUCACUAGCCAAGUAGCCAGCCACCCCCAACGUCUCUCUCCCGUCCCUGCUUCUCCGCUCUCCUCUGCUGUUCAGCUCCACUGCGUGCGCGUCUCUCUCCCUGUCUUGUCUCCGAGCCGAUGCCGCCGGAGCGCGCUCUCCACCCGAGCCGCACCCUCCGUCGCAGAUGAGCUCCAAGCACCGCUCCGCCGCCGCCGCCGCUGCUCCUGCGGCGGCGCCGCCGUCUGCUGUCCGGACGCCUCGAAGGCUGCGGAGGCGCCCGCUGAAGACGGCGUCGGGGUCCGGUGGCGGUGGCGGUGGCGGUGGGGGGCGGCGGAGCGGGCCCGCCACGCCGCUGCUCAAGUGGGAUGUGGGGAAUGGCGCGGAGAAGGGGGGUGGCGGCGGCGAGAAGGCAGGUGGCCCGUCGGAGAAGGCGGCUGCGGCGCGGGAUGUGUCGGUGAGGAGGCUCGCGGCUGGAGUGUGGCGGCUGCGGCCGCCGGAGGCGGUGGCCGGGGGCGCCGCCGCGGGGAGCGGGGAGAGGAGGAGGGUUCACGUCGGCCUCGAGCAUAUCCCAAGACAUCUACAAGUCCAGCUUAUUAAACAGAAUAAUUUGGUUCAUCACCAAACCCUUAAGAAUGAGAUUUCAAGCCCAAUUUCUGUUUUGGAACGAAAGAGUGGAGAGCUCCAUAAGGUACCGCUUCAUGCUGCUACAGCUGUGCUACCAGUCACCGCUAUGGAGAAGGCAACAAAAUGGGAGCCAGAGAGCUUGGAGGGAAUGGAAGCACAUGAUGCCUAUCUGAUAGCUAGUCAACUAAAUCUUCUCAACGAGCAGCAAGAUGCAACUUAUGUUGCUAACCUCCAGAUGGAGCUCCAGCAAGCACGUGAUCGGGUAAGUGAACUGGAAACCGAGCGACGUGCGGCUAAGAAGAAGCUGGAUCACUUGUUCAAGAAACUUGCAGAGGAAAAGGCAGCUUGGCGGAGUAGAGAGCAUGAGAAAGUGCGCGCAAUUCUUGAAGAUAUGAAGGCAGAUCUUGACCAUGAGAAGAAAAACAGGAGACGCCUGGAGAUGAUUAACUUGAAGCUUGUCAAUGAGUUGAAGGAAGCCAAGAUGUCAGCAAAGCAGCUACUGCAAGAAUAUGAUAAUGAGAGGAAAGCACGCGAGCUCACUGAGGAGGUGUGCAAUGAACUGGCAAGGGAGGUGGAGGAAGACAAAGCCGAGAUUGAAGCCUUGAAACAUGAUUCCCUCAAGCUGCGAGAGGAGGUUGAUGAGGAGCGCAAGAUGCUACAGAUGGCUGAGGUUUGGCGUGAAGAACGGGUGCAGAUGAAGCUUGUUGAUGCAAAACUUACUCUUGAUGCCAAAUACACACAAUUGAGCAAACUGCAACAGGAUGUUGAGGCUUUUAUUGCUGCAUGCAGUUGUGCUAGAGGAGACAUUAUGGUUGUGGAAGAAGCAGAGAACAUAAUACAGGCGAUCAAAUCUGUUAGAGCACAAGAUAUUGAAUUCAGAUAUGAGCCACCGGCACAAUCAGAAGACAUAUUUUCCAUUUUUGAAGAGCUGCGUCCAAGUGAAGAGCCUGUCAUAAAGGAGAUUGAGCCAUGCUACAAGAACAACUCUGCUAUGUGCGAAUCAGAAAUCCAAGAGGCUAGCCCAAUGACUGAUAUAUUCCUGGAAAAGCCAACCAAGGUGUACUCAAGUAAAAGCCCUCAGAAUGAGAGUGACACUGAAGAUGGCAGCAGCUGGGAGACAAUAAGCCAUGAAGAUAUGCAGGCUUCAAGUGGUUCACCGGAUGGAAGUGAACCGUCAGUUAACAAGAUCUGUGAUGGAAGCAUCUCUUGGACGAGCCGAAACGAUUUUGAGUACAAGGAAGCUGAGAAACUGAAGGAUGAUUCGACUGAUAUAUACCUGACAAACAUGAACCAACCCAAGAAGAAAGAAUCAGCCUUAUCAAAGCUCUGGAAGUCGUCCCGUCCAAAGAACAAUGACGUCUGCAAGAAAGAUGCUGUGGAGACGAUCAAUGGAAGAUCAUCUAAUGUUCGGCUAUCCGUUGGGACCCAUUCUACCAUUGACAGUGGCAUUCAAGAAAUAGGCCUCAGCUCGCCGAGCAUAGGGCAAUGGAGCUCCCCGGAUUCAAUGAGCAUGCAAUUCAACCGGGGCUUCAAGGGCUGCAUGGAGUACCCACGGACAUCCCAGAAGCACAGCCUGAAAUCCAAGCUCAUGGAGGCACGGAUGGAGAGCCAGAAGGUCCAGCUCCGGCAAGUGCUCAAGCAGAAGAUCUAGAGUUGCCACGACCACCGAAUAGGGAAAACAUUGUAAGCCUAGAAUUUAAUCCAAGGAAUAAUUCCAAGAGUAUUUCCAUGCUUCAUUUCUCUUGUUUUAGGGUAACUUGUAAUGUAUGCACUACAGUACUGAAGAAAAAGAUCAGGUUGGCCUUUGUGGGCCAGCUGGAGCAUUGCUGCUUCUGUAUCUCACUGUAGUCCUGGUGAUAUUGAUUCCAUUUGAUAGGCUACUGUGAGAUCCAUUAUGAUGUAUAAUAUAGACAUAAAGAAGCAGCAGUGUUCAGUCAAAUUACUGUUUUAGCCAUUCAUGGU